AUAUGAGAGAAUCCCCUAUGCACGCAAUUUCAUCUCUUAUCGCAACAAAACAGGCUGAAACUUGAGUCAGUUUACUUUCAAGUCUGCAUCAUACAGUUCGAACCGUGCGUGUAUCAAUUGCAACGAGUAAUGAUCUUUAAAAUAACCAUGAUUGGCAAAUUCAGCAUCAUUUUCGUCCUACUAUUAAUUACCUACAGUCAAUCGGCGUCCGUUUUCUUUUGCCCCUCAUCCAAUGUUGCGAACCAGUUCCAUCCACAUGCCACAGAUAUCACCAAAUAUUACAACUGUACAAGAGGUAUUGCAACGGAAGAUACCUGCGGAGACAACAUGAUAUUCAGCAAAAUGACAAACAAGUGUACCGUUGUGUGGCCAGACGCUAUAGAGGAUAAUUCUGGAUCAAAUAUUAUCGAUCCACGAGGGGACACAUCUUCGAACCAUGUAGAGUCGCUUCCCAUUACUACUACAGCGAGAUCGAACAAACCAACUGUGUUACCGGACUGGGAUAAUGGGGACGGCAGCACGGAUCCAAUGUUACUUGAGAAUUCCACAUAAAACUAAUCAAAAAGAGGAAAGCUCCUAAUAUUGUUCAAUGUAAUUAUGACGGUGAUCUAUGCAGAACCUGGGCUUGGAAAUUCUGUUUUCAAUGUCGAAAGAGAAAAGAUUUUUAGUCAUGGCCCGCAUUGAUGUUUGUACUCCGAUAAUAUAAAGCACUAGAACAGAA
This is a messenger RNA of Armigeres subalbatus, 721 nucleotides long. RefSeq lists its product as uncharacterized. The transcript is spliced from 2 exons. The coding region runs from base 130 to 552 and encodes 140 amino acids. Lineage: Eukaryota; Metazoa; Arthropoda; Insecta; Diptera; Culicidae. Gene Ontology annotation, molecular function: chitin binding. Gene Ontology annotation, cellular component: extracellular region. The record is from RefSeq and is a predicted model, not a curated record.